Molecule: messenger RNA, 964 nt
Organism: Coniophora puteana RWD-64-598 SS2
Lineage: Eukaryota; Fungi; Basidiomycota; Agaricomycetes; Boletales; Coniophoraceae
Exons: 4
Coding region: 66-836 (256 amino acids)
Source: RefSeq, a predicted model, not a curated record
AGCUUACCUCUCCGAUCAAUUCCACAAAUCACCUCUCCCCAAUCGCCCAACACCCGCCGAUCACCAUGCGCUUCUUCACCAUCGCGUCUGCCGCUCUCACUGUCUCCCUCGCCGCUUUCACUGUCGCUGCCCCCGUGGCAGAGACCGAAGCCCAAGUGGCUGCUGCCCAGCAGUCUAACGAGUCAAUCUUGUCCCUCUGGACCGCCGCGUUCACCAAGAUCACCCCACAGGCUCAGUCUUUCACGUCCCUCAACUCCAGCACCGCGACGACGGAAACUAUCCUGCCCAAGCUCCAGAGCAUCCAGAAGUCUCUUCAGGCCCUCCACACUGGCGUUACAGGCCUUCAGAACUCCGGAGCUCCCCUGAGCCAGCUCCUCUCGUCCGCCGACGGUUCUUCUCAGCUGAGCGUUCCCGAGCUCGCCUCGCAUUUGGCCGGAGACAUAUCUACUCUCGUCAACGGGCUCGGCGUUGCCCAUGGCUCGGGCGAUGUACCGCUGAGCACUGCUCUUGGUUCUCUCUUGUUAUCCGUUGGGUCUCCUGCUCUCUUCUGUCCUCUCGAUUGUCCUUGGGCUCGUCGGCGGCCUCCUGGUCUCCCUCACGCCCCUCCUCCAAGGUCUCGGUGGCACCCUCGGGCUGCUGGGCCUCAACGUUCUCGGCACCCUUCUCCAACUCUAAUCAACCGUCAAGGGGAAUCAAAGGCUCACGAAGAUGCCUUUUCCAGACAUAGACUUUCUUGUUUUUCUUUAAUCUUUCUACAGAUCUGGUCGUUCGGUCGUUGCCAUUGGAUUGAGUCAUGGGCUCGCUUUCUUGCUUUUAAUGCGCUUUGGUAUACUUAGAAUACGAAUUUGCUAUACCUUCAAUGUGUCCUCAUGUUGUAGUACGUUUAGCAGAUGACGAAUAGAGUUCUUUAUGAACAUCCAGCCCAUAUCAUGCAAUAGUUCUUCUGAAAUGUGCCAGUCUUGCA